UAAUCUGUAUUUUACUGAAAUGUUUAAUUGAUAUUGUCUGUGCAAGGUUAAGAAGAGCAAGAAGUGGAACUGCAAAUUGUGUGAAGCAAAACAAUCAGUGCUGAAGGUUUAUGGCCAGGGCUCAGGUGCUGACUGUCGACGACAUGUGCAGAAGUUGAACAUGCUGCAGGGAGAAAGGAUGCAGACAGUGGAAGCAGCUGCUCGCUCCAUUGAGGAACCAGCAUUUGCAAACACUGACUGUAACUGCCAAAGACUUUGUACAGUGAGUGAACAGUUGGAGAGCUCAGCCAGCAGCCGCUGGAGUGUUUAUUUGGACCAGACUCCCAUUAUUGACGCAUCAGAUGAAGAAGGAAAAGAGGAAGACAUUGUAUACACAGAUCGCCAGCAGUCCCAGGCAAGUGUGAAGAAUGCCAACAGGAAUAGAAGCAAACGUAAAAGGGGAUUAUGUACCUCAAAGCAGCUGUAUGGAAACCGUACUGAGAACAAUGAAACAAAGUCCUCUCAAACAACCAUGGAUCAUUAUUUGAAAUGCAUGAACUCUACACCAACUGAAGGAGGAAGCAGGUGUCAAGAGAUUAGGAAUACAGGAAGGAACAAUGUUUCUGAAUCCAAUCCAGUGACCUCACUGAGUGAUAAGAGCCAGCAUGACACAAUCACUUACCCAACUAAGCAACAGGUUUUGCAGGCCUCUAGGUGGGAUAGAUUCCUGCCACAUAGUACUGCAGAUGAUGGUGAAUUCUUCAAUCAAGGCACUAAUAAGGCUGAGGGAUAUCUAACCUGCACGGGUUCUCCCUGCACUGACCAGCUCUCAAUGCAUUUUGUUAUUGAAGAUCACAAAACAGAUGUGGAUGGUUUUAGUGACUUGAGGGCAAAUUGUAAUGGCUGCCCAAGUUCACCACAAAUCACUGGAAGAGUUACAGAAGGAACUGUGACUCGAUCACUCACUUCUCUGGAAUGUGUUGAAGAAGACAUGACUAUGCUGAGUUUGCCUGAACUUACCAGUGAUGUGCAUAGACUCAGCAACAUUGCAGGCAGAGCUGUACCAGCAGUGCACGACCCUUUCCCGGCAUCCAUGCAUGAUGCCCCUGGAGUUUCAAGAACUCUAAAGUCAGGGCAUUCUUUGCCCCCUCAAUCUCUACCAGUACAUCAACUUUCAGUUUAUGAGAAUCCCAGUACAGCUUUUGGAUUCCAGGAUAAGCAACCGAGCUGCUUUCUGUCCCUCUUUCAGACAGAGGAGGAUUUUGAUGAUGUGUGAAUUUUGAUUUUCCCCGUCCCACUGCAGGGUCUGUGGCUCAAAGUGGGAGCACCUAAUGAUGUAACGUGCAAUAUGUGAUUCUUUUGCAAACAAAUCUGCCAUCAGAUUUUCAAUGCAACUUUUAAUGAAAGGUGAGAGAGAGAUUAUUUCAGGUAGUGCUGGUGAGAAACAGCACUUGCCUCAGUCAAUGUUAUGAGUUUUAAGUCCCACUUCAGACACAUUGAUGGCAUUGUUACAUUAUACUUCAAGUGUUAGUGUUGAGGGAUUGUUAAAGAUGGCAUCUUUGUGUUGCAAUUUUAAAUUGAGAUGCUCUCUCUACCCUCUCAAGUGGCAGUAAGAGAUUCCACAACACUUUUGCAGAAGAGUAGGGAAUUCUGAGCACCAUUAAAAUAUACUGUCUUCAUUACCAUGUAUCAGUAUUGGGAGAGUUCAGUGUGCAGAUUGACAUGUUUUCUCUGUUACAAGAGUGAGUAGUUUCUGUUUAAAAUUGUGCAGUGUAUAGCCGGAGAUCAGGAAAGAUACUAUAUUUGGGGUUUGGCUUAAAUAUUUUACACCUUGAUUUUUGUGCUUUUAAUUUGGGGGUAGUUGUUUGAAUUAAAGCAAUCUAAAAUAAAUUUUAAAAUAUUUCAACAUAGCUAGUUCUCCUAUAUUAAUGCUGUGAACUUUUUUUUCCCCCGAUUGUGUGUGAAUAAAUCUAGGGACAGACUAAGUUUAUUUCCUUCAACUGCCAUGAUUUAAGAUCAAGCAUACUCAGAGCAUUAGGCUGGGCCUUUGCAUUAUUAGUUGUGAGAUAUUUGACACCACCUCUGUUAGGUCCUGGCACUUUAAGGACAUUAUCCCUCAUGGAAAUAAGUUUCAGGCUGUACCAAAUUAUGAAGUUUUCAAAAUUCAGCAUUAAGCUCUGAAUUAUUGGAGGAUUCUCCACCUGGAGCUGCCCUUCAAGGGCUACAACGCAAUAGGAAAUAUAGCAAGUCUAUGCAGAUCAAUUCAAUUAGUGCCACUCGUGUUCUUUUGCCCACAUGUGGUGUGAAGGGUUGUAAACCCUUCACCAGCUUCUCACAUUAAAUAGUGAAGUGUCUACCAUGGUAACCAGAGAUUAUGUGAACACCUUCAAUUUUUUUCAGUAAAAAAAUUCAAUGCCUUAGUGCAUUUUAAAAUGCAGUUUUUAUUGCAGAGAAUAACAAAGUACAGAUUAAAUUUCUAAUGCUCAGUUAUAACAUUUUAAAGUGCUUUCUACUUGGGGGGCUGAGAUAUUCUGAAACCAAACAGAGCUUAUACAACACAAAUCACAUGGUGCAAGUGGGGGAGGAGAGAGAAGUCAAGAAAAAUAAAAGUUCAG
Molecule: messenger RNA, 2594 nt
Organism: Chiloscyllium plagiosum (whitespotted bambooshark)
Lineage: Eukaryota; Metazoa; Chordata; Chondrichthyes; Orectolobiformes; Hemiscylliidae
Source: RefSeq, a predicted model, not a curated record